Penicillium cataractarum is the source of this 1407-nucleotide messenger RNA. Its product is annotated as pheromone receptor. The record is from RefSeq and is a predicted model, not a curated record. Gene Ontology annotation, molecular function: mating-type factor pheromone receptor activity. The transcript has 3 exons. Lineage: Eukaryota; Fungi; Ascomycota; Eurotiomycetes; Eurotiales; Aspergillaceae. The coding region runs from base 1 to 1407 and encodes 468 amino acids. Gene Ontology annotation, cellular component: membrane. Gene Ontology annotation, biological process: G protein-coupled receptor signaling pathway.
AUGGAUGACAUCGACAAGCGUUACCCUAUGGCUACGGUCAUUCCAGUGCUUUCGUUCCUCUCAAUCGCCGUCUGCAUCACGCCGCUUAUUCUGCAUGCAAAGAACCGCAAUCUACCCGCCACGAGUCUCAUUUGUUGGACUAUUCUGCUGAAUCUGUUCAACAUCAUCAAUGCCUUUCUCUGGCCCACAGACAAUGUAGGCUCGUGGUGGGAUGGGACUGGCCUUUGUGAUGUCGAAGUCAAACUCAUGGUCGGCAGCUAUGUCGCUUUCCCUGGUGCCCUGGUUGGCAUCUUCCGUGGUUUGGCAAUCGUCCUUGAUACUGCAACUGCCACGCUAGUUCCUAGCAAGGCCCAACGCUGGCGUAAACGGGCCAUGGAGCUGCUCUUUUGUGUGGUUGUCCCAGUUAUUGCAAUGAUUACUCACAUUGUGUGGCAGGAGAGUCGGUACUUGCUCUUCGCGAUUUCGGGCUGUGUAAACAACUUCGACUACAGCUGGGUGACAUUCGUGCUGGCAUACAUGUGGCCGCCCAUUAUCUGCUUGAUCGCCGCAUACUACUGCUGCCUGGUAAUCAUUCGCAUGCGCAAGUACCGCAGUGAUUUCAGUCUCAUCCUGCGUUCCGCCAACAGCCGAAUGAACAAGUCCGGCUUCCUGCGACUGUUCUUCCUUGCUUUCACCAUGCUCGUGGCUAUCUUGCCCAGCGAGGGGUAUGUAGUCUACUACAACUUGAAACUCUCUUUCCCCUGGCACCCAUACUCAUGGAGCCGAAACCAUGGACCGGAGUGGUACCAAAUUACCAAGUAUCCGACCCAGGGACAAGUCUUUUUCGACCGCUGGACCCCAAUUGCCGCUGGCUUCAUGCUUUUUAUCUUCUUCGGCUUCGGUCGUGAUGCCACGCGUAUUUACCGCAUGUUCCUCUGGCGCUCUGGCUUGGGAUACUGCUUCCCCGUUCUUGCUCGUCCAACCGACUCGCAAGCUACCGAAAGCUCGCACUCAACCACUCUGGUUGGGUCUACUAUCAGUCGAGCCAAGCUUCUGUUUAGUCGGCGCAAGGGUUCUGCUUCACAUACCGGAAACAAUAACUCUCUAUCCUCCCACCCCGACAUCUACAGCCAACUCGAAAAGGGCUCUCGCUCCCGAUCCCGCUCACAGCAUAGCCGCGGCCGCGACAUUCCCAAGCGCCGAUGGUUCCGUAUGCCAUGGUCUCGCUCCAAGAACGGAGGCCGCCACAAUGAGGACACUCUGUUGGAUGACCUGUCCGGUCCCUCGCAAACGGUCUGCACUACUGCGUGGGCGGGCGCUAGCCAGAGCAGAGCUAGCAGUGAGAUUGAUGUCCCUGCUUCAUCUGGGAGCAAGGAAGGUAUUAAGGUCAAGCAGGUUAUUAGCCAGCAGAGUCAGGUGGAGGUUUAA